Molecule: messenger RNA, 4626 nt
Organism: Podarcis muralis (Common wall lizard)
Lineage: Eukaryota; Metazoa; Chordata; Lepidosauria; Squamata; Lacertidae
Gene: STAT3
Product: signal transducer and activator of transcription 3
Biological process (GO): regulation of DNA-templated transcription; signal transduction
Molecular function (GO): DNA-binding transcription factor activity; DNA binding
Source: RefSeq, a predicted model, not a curated record
GUUUCCAGAUUCAGUGGCCAAGAUGGCACAGUGGAACCAGCUGCAGCAGCUGGACACCCGGUAUUUGGAGCAGCUCCACCAGCUCUACAGCGACAGCUUUCCGAUGGAGCUGCGGCAGUUCCUUGCGCCCUGGAUAGAGAGCCAGGACUGGGCCUAUGCUGCCAGCAAGGAGUCCCACGCCACGUUGGUGUUCCACAACCUCCUGGGUGAAAUUGACCAGCAGUACAGCCGCUUCUUACAGGAAUCCAAUGUCCUCUACCAGCACAACCUGCGCCGGAUCAAGCAGUUCCUGCAGAGCAGGUAUCUGGAGAAGCCCAUGGAGAUUGCCCGCAUUGUGGCCCGCUGCCUCUGGGAGGAGAACAGGCUGUUGCAGACAGCAGCCACAGCAGCCCAGCAAGGUGGGCAGGCAAACCACCCUACGGCUGCUGUGGUGACGGAGAAGCAGCAGAUGCUGGAGCAACACUUGCAAGAUGUCAGGAAAAGGGUGCAGGACUUGGAGCAAAAGAUGAAAGUGGUGGAAAACCUCCAGGAUGACUUUGACUUCAACUACAAGACCUUGAAGAGUCAAGGCGACAUGCAGGACCUGAACGGGAACAACCAGUCGGUGACGCGGCAGAAGAUGCAGCAGCUGGAGCAGAUGCUGACAGCCCUGGAUCAGAUGCGGAGGGGGAUUGUGAGCGAGCUGGCUGGGCUCUUGUCGGCCAUGGAGUACGUGCAGAAGACGCUGGUUGACGACGAGUUGGCUGACUGGAAGAGGAGGCAGCAGAUCGCAUGCAUCGGUGGCCCACCCAACAUCUGCCUUGACCGCCUAGAGAACUGGAUCACGUCCCUUGCCGAGUCGCAGCUUCAGACCCGCCAGCAGAUCAAGAAGCUCGAGGAGCUCCAGCAGAAGGUCUCCUACAAGGGCGACCCCAUCGUUCAGCACCGGCCCUUGCUGGAGGAGCGCAUCGUGGAGCUAUUCAGGAACCUCAUGAAGAGUGCAUUUGUGGUGGAGCGACAGCCCUGUAUGCCAAUGCACCCGGAUCGCCCACUGGUUAUCAAAACUGGAGUACAGUUCACGACAAAAGUGCGGUUACUGGUUAAAUUUCCUGAGCUGAACUACCAGCUGAAAAUCAAAGUUUGCAUUGACAAGGAUUCCGGUGAAGUUGCUGCCCUCCGGGGGUCCCGGAAGUUUAACAUCCUGGGCACAAACACCAAAGUGAUGAAUAUGGAGGAGUCCAACAAUGGGAGCCUUUCUGCAGAGUUCAAGCACUUGACACUGCGGGAACAGAGGUGUGGUAAUGGCGGAAGAGCAAACUGCGACGCCUCCCUCAUCGUCACGGAAGAGCUCCAUCUCAUCACCUUUGAGACAGAAGUUUACCACCAAGGCCUGAAGAUUGACUUAGAGACCCAUUCCCUCCCUGUGGUGGUGAUCUCCAACAUUUGCCAGAUGCCCAACGCCUGGGCGUCCAUCUUGUGGUACAACAUGCUGACAAACAACCCCAAGAACGUCAACUUCUUCACCAAACCACCCAUUGGCACUUGGGACCAGGUGGCCGAAGUGCUCAGCUGGCAGUUCUCCUCCACCACCAAGCGAGGCCUCAGCAUAGAGCAGCUGACAACUCUGGCAGAGAAACUGCUUGGCCCUGGCGUCAAUUACUCCGGAUGUCAGAUAACAUGGGCAAAGUUCUGCAAGGAGAACAUGGCAGGCAAAGGAUUCUCUUUCUGGGUCUGGCUGGACAACAUCAUCGACCUGGUGAAGAAGUACAUCUUGGCCCUGUGGAACGAAGGGUACAUCAUGGGAUUCAUCAGCAAGGAGCGGGAGAGAGCGAUCCUGAGCACAAAGCCCCCCGGCACCUUCCUGUUGCGAUUCAGUGAGAGCAGCAAGGAGGGUGGGAUCACCUUCACCUGGGUGGAGAAGGACAUCAGCGGGAAGACACAAAUCCAGUCGGUGGAGCCGUACACCAAGCAACAGCUCAACAGCAUGUCGUUUGCUGAGAUUAUCAUGGGCUAUAAGAUCAUGGAUGCCACCAACAUCCUGGUCUCCCCCCUUGUCUACUUGUAUCCUGAUAUCCCCAAGGAGGAGGCUUUUGGAAAAUACUGCCGCCCUGAGAGCCAGGAGCAUCCCGAAGUCACUGACCCAGGUGCUGCUCCAUAUCUGAAGACCAAGUUCAUCUGUGUGACCCCAACCACUUGCAGUAGUACUAUUGAACUGCCUAUGUCACCCCGCACCCUCGAAUCUCUGAUCCAUUUUGGCAGUAAUGGUGAGGGAGCAGAGGGGAACGCCAGUGGCCAGUUUGAGUCCUUGCAAGUCUUCGACAUGGAGAUGGCCGCUGAGAGCGCCAACUCUCCCAUGUGAUUGGACUCCUCCUGGGCAGCUGAUCGGUUCUGCAUUUCCCUGGCACAAGAAACACCUUCUUCUUCUUCUUCUUGCAUUGUCGGAUGAGCCCAAUUGGCACUCAAUCUCUGCCUCAGCUGGAGACGUUUGAUUGUGGGUCCGUCUUGAGCCGCUUUCGAAUACACCAUCGCAGGCAGCUCCUUGCCUGAGCUUGCGUGACUGGAGGGAAAGCCCUGCUUAAUUUUAGAUGGGCUUUCCCUCCCAGAAGAAGAAAAAAAAAGUUCUCCCUCAUGUAUAAAAGCUACUUGUAUAAGGGGUGUUUCUGUUUGUCUUCGCUAGACCAAGUGCCUCUUCAUGUCCACAUAGCUGGCCUCCUGUACAUGUUUGCUGCAUGCCGCAAAAGGCUGCUUGUGCAGCUCACGCCAACUUCCAAGGUUUUUACCCAGUCUAUUCGACAAGCCGUGUUGUCAAGUGUAGGCAGGAGGGGAAGGAAGAAGAAAUUGUGGGGGUAUCAUUCUUAGAUAUUGGUGCAAUUUUUUUCUGUUUCAUUGCCCACAUUAAAGCUCCAUUUCCCUCCCUCCCACUGGCCCACCUCUGCUUUUUUUAAAAAAAAAAACUUGCCAAAUGAUGCGAAGGCGAACGUAGGCCUAGCACAGCAGCCCUUCAAGGUAAGAUACCUGUGUUCCCCAGGGCUAGAGAAAUGCCAGGGGCAUUGGACACCUGUGCACACUUUGCACUUGGUUGCCAGCUCCGGAAAUUUCUAUUUUUAAAAUAACUUUUCUUCCACCAGCUUUUGGCUAAUUCCAAUUUUACAGAUAGGGAACGAAGGUUGUUAGAAUUAUGUGCUCACCGUUAACGGAGCGAUCCAUGGUGGAAGUGGGGAAUUUGACCCAGGUCACCCAAAUUAUCACUCAGUUCCCUCCCUCCCUCUCUCUCUCUCUCUCUCUCUCUCUCUCUCUCUCUCUCUGUCUCUUCUUAGGCAGGGCUUCAGGUCAUUGGGGACUGCGGAGAGCUCUUCUCUUUGGUUCUUAAGCCCACAUGAGGCAACCAAGCUGAGUCAAGAGCUCAACUGCUAGAUUCACACUUGGAGAUUUGUUCACUCCGGUUAUCUUUCUUUUUUUUAAUUAUUAUUUAUUGCACUUUUAUCCUGCCCUUCCUUGAAGGAGCCCUGGGCAGCAUGCAAACCUCCGCCCCUUCCUUUCCCCUCAUCCUGUUAUCCUCUCAACAACCUUGCGGUGUAGGUUAGGGAUGAGAAGGAUUCCUCCUGUGAGGUAGAUUAGGCAGCAAUAGGCCUGAGCUUUCUGGCUAAGUCAGGCUUUGCACCUGGGUCUCCUGAUUCUAGCCACUGCACUCUCAUCUUAGCUGUUGUGUUAGGAGCAAAGAGGCAAAAAAAACCGUUCCUGCCAGCGUCUCUCCUCUCCUCUCCCACCCCAAACCGCGCUUUGUUUGGCUUGCCCAUUUCCUACGCUUUCCCGUUUUUUAAUACUCUCGGCUGUAAUAUUUUUUAUUACUAUCUUCCCAAUCAUUCUCUCCACCUUCUGGGGCUUAAGCCUGAGCUGUACCUGACGCUAGUCGGCUGUUGCUUGCCUGAGUUAACAAUUGACAGUCCAGCAUAGGAAAACUAGAACUCAGAUGCUGAUAAUCUAGUUGUAAAUCUCAGCUGUUGGGCUUGUGUGAGUUCAUAGAAUCGUAGCCUUGUAGAGAUGGGCGGGAACCCAAAGGAGUGAGGAAUCACAGCUACAGAUUCCUGCUUUGCAGGGGGUUUGGAUUAGGUGACCCUUAAGGUCCCUUUCAGCUCUGCAAUUGCCCAAUGGGCUCUCCCGGUGCCGAGAGAGAAUGAUGCAACAAGUAUUUUCCAGUAUUACUUAGAGGCGUUGUCUAAACAGGAGGCAUUUCAUGGUCAGAGCUGUCGGACUGAUCUCUUUCCCUACACCAGACUUCCUCAACCUGGAAUGCUGGCUGGGGCUCAUGGGAGUUGUAGUUCAGCAACCUUUGGAGGGAAAAGCAGACCCUUGCUGUUAAGAAGAGAACUUGCCUCCUUCAGAAAUGUCAAGCCUUAGAAAGUGUUCCAACUAGUGCAAAGCUGCCCUCAUUCCAAAAUAGCUUAUGUACCCCAAAUUCUUAGUACCAAGCUUCACCACCGCCAAAAAUUUCCUAUUUUUUCCCUCUAUAGCUAACUGCUCCCCAGAGCGUAAAUAUCUUAAUAGUAUGUUUUGUAUAUUUUAUUGCUGUAUCUACAGGCUUUAAACUUUCUCUUAAAUAAAUAAAUAAAUAAAUAAAUGUCCUUAACACCACAUUUCUCUGCUGGA